Fonsecaea pedrosoi CBS 271.37 is the source of this 639-nucleotide messenger RNA. RefSeq lists its product as uncharacterized. Lineage: Eukaryota; Fungi; Ascomycota; Eurotiomycetes; Chaetothyriales; Herpotrichiellaceae. The transcript is spliced from 3 exons. Bases 1 to 639 code for a protein of 212 amino acids. The record is from RefSeq and is a predicted model, not a curated record.
AUGCGCGCAUUAGCCUUGGUUUUAUCGACCGCCGCCGCUCUUGUGGGCUUCUCAAGCGUUGUCGCAACUCAAGAAGGGCCUGAAAUAACCGAGCCCGCCGUGCUGCCAUCCAUUGAUGACGAGGUCGAGACCUUCACCCCUGAAUUGACGCCGGAGGAUGAGUACUUUGUCGAUGAGUCAGAGGGAGCAAGGCUGGCCAAGAGGACUCCGCCUGCGGGAGUGUACAUCUGCAACAACAAGAAUUGGUUGGCACCAUGCAACUGGAACAAGCUCACCGACUCGAAAUGCUUGGACUACCCUUCGGAUGCUGGUUCUUCUGUCGGGCCACCCAAUGGUUGGCAGUGCAAGAUCUACUAUGCCAAAGGCUGCGCAGCGACCAACGGCAUGACGGAUGGGAAACUCACGUACCCCGGCACAGCGAACCUGGGUGCUUUGUACAACAACUAUGGCAAGCCUGCGUCGAUCAAAUGCAGGCAAUGCCCUCAGGGAACAAAUUCGCCUUGUCUCAACAACAAGGCUCCAGACUGGAAUGAGGCCGUGGCUAAAGCUGGAUAUGGAGGUUCUGACGGACAGUGUUCAUCUUGGGUAUCCGGAAAGGUUGUCCACUCAUCUUGUCUUCCUGCGCCCAAGAUUUCCUAG